Molecule: messenger RNA, 771 nt
Organism: Punica granatum (pomegranate)
Lineage: Eukaryota; Viridiplantae; Streptophyta; Magnoliopsida; Myrtales; Lythraceae
Source: RefSeq, a predicted model, not a curated record
AUGGAGCGGGAGCAGGAGAAGAAGCUGAAGCUGCUGGUGAAUCUGGCAGUGGCACUCUCGAUCCUCUCGUCUUCGACCGGAGCGGCCGAAUACGUGAGGCCCCAGCCUCGAAAGACUCUCGACUUCUCCGAGAGGAUCCGCAGCAGAGACCGGUGGGGAAGCGUCUUGGCGUCGGCGGCGAGCUGCGCGGCUACCGACCUGGAUCUCGAGCGAGGGAGGGAGAGCUCAUCCCAUCUCUGUGCGGCCGACCUGGAUCUCGACCUGGAUCUCGAGCGAGGGAGGCGAGCGGCCGUCCUGGAUCUCGAGCGAGGGAGCAUUAUCAGUGGUACCAGAGCCGUAAAUGAUCUUGAGGGACCUGUGAAUGAGUGUUUGAGAGAUCUUCAGUAUAAGAUGGAGGCAGGUUCGAGUAGAAUGUUUGCCAUAGCACCACCAUUAUUUGAUGGAGAGAAUUACCAAGCAUGGCCUGUAAAGAUGGCAGCCUACAUGGAGGGUAGUGAUUUGUGGGAAGCAAUAGAGCAGGAUUAUGAAGUAGCCUCUCUUCCCGACAACCCAACCAUGAAUCAGAUUAGGUAUCACAAGGAGAGAACCACCAAAAAAGCUAAGGCAAGGUCAUGUCUUUAUGCUGCAGUUUCUCCUACUAUUUUCACUAGAAUCAUGAGACUUGGUUCUGCAAAGGAAAUUUGGGAUUUUCUUAAAGUUGAAUAUGAAGGAAAUGAGAAAGUUAGAAGCAUGGAAGUGUUGAAUUUAAUGAGAGAGUUUGAGAGACAGUAG